AAGGUAAAUAGCUUUCCUAAUAUGUUUAUAUUUGUCACUUACAUGAGCUACAGCUUGAAUAUUUGGCAUGAAACAUAGUAUUGUUAACCCCUUCUAUGUUUGAUAAAAUUAUGGCAUUGAGACUAAAUGGGCUCCAACCAUGAGAUGGCAUGUCCACCUGUAAGGGGCUAUGGAUUUUCCUUAUAUGUAUAACAACGAGUAACUUCCCUUGCACCCAUUGACUUUACAUAACAGUCAUUGACUUCCAUAACAACCAGUGACUUACAUAGUAACCAGUGCCAUAUGAACCUGUGGCUUCCACUGUAACAAUUGACUUUUCAUAGCAACCAGUUCAAUAAGAACCAAGGAUUUCAUAGCAACAUUAGGGGCGUCCGUGGCCGAGUGGAUAAGGUUGUUGACUUCAAAACCACUUGCCCCUCACCGCUGUUGGUUCGAAUCCCGACAGGGACUUUAAUACUUUCAUGUGAGGAAGCUAUCCAGCUUGCUUACGGAACGUCGGUGGUUCUUCUCGGGUGCCCGUUCAUGUCUGAAAUAAUGCACGGAGGGGCACCUGAGGUCUUCCUCCACCAGUAAAGCUGGAAUGUCGCGAUAUGAUCUAUACUGUGUCGAUGUGACGUAAAACCCAAUCAAACAAACAAACAAUCAUAGCAACCUUUGACUUUCAAUAGCAUCCAGUAACUGUCAUAGCAAUCAACCACUUUUAUACCAUUUUUAAAUUUUGCUUAAAUUACUGUGACUGUUGUAAAUAUACAACACUUAUAAACAUACUUACACAUUGAAUAAUUUAUUGUUUAGUAUAAAAUUGACUUGUUAAUGACCUUGACAUCCUAUGAGAAGACGUUAAGUGUGGCCCUUGAUUUAUACAAUGAUAAAUUUACAUGAAUUUUGUCAAAUGAUUUCUUUCUAUCUGCCAGCAAAUGAAUUAAGUUACAAUGCAACUUAUGGCAAAAUAUUUGGGGCAUAUGGCUUUAUUUGUCAUGUUUUAGGUUAUAGAUGGGCAGCAUUACUUGUAGCAGGAAAAGAUACGGAAGAUGCAAACAGGGUUGAAAUAUCAAAGGCUUUGACCAAAGAUGUUAAGGACUUGGAGAAGCUGUUGACAUCUCUUGCACCUCGAGUAUUUGGGAUAAGCAACAACAACGUUCGAACAGUUGUACCCUCUGCUCCAGACAAAAUAGAUGAUGGAGAAAAAUUAUGGCCAAAGUUCAAAGAAAGCAUCCGUGACUUUAGUCAGAGAACAGAUAUAGAUACCAUGCUCAUAUAUAUUUCCUGCCAUGGAGCUCGAUCAAAUAGGUCUGAAGAUUUCAAGUUUCAACUUGGAUCAAGUCCAGAUGACAGUAUCACUCUUCAGCAAUUUGAAGAAGAGCUAGAGCUUUUGGGAAAGAUUGAAAAACUGAUAAUUGUGUUAGAUCGAUGCUACCCUCCAUUGGUAAGAUUAGAGAAAAGGGACAGAGAAUACAUUCAGAUGAACUCUUGUAAGCAGGACCAGAAGGCGCAGAUGGAUAUUAAUGGAAGCCUCUUUACAAGAUUUUUUAUCAGAGGAUUAAAAGCGAAGUCAGAGGGGAAAAUUUGUCCAGAUAAUUGUGAGCCUUGUAUUGACUACUGGGAUGGGAGUAAAGAUUUCAUAACAGUUUACAAUUUAUAUGACUACAUCAAAGGUCAUUUAAGUGAUGAACAAACUCCAUUCUGUACGACUCAAGUGACUGAUCAUAACAUUGCAUUCUACACAGGUGAUAGAGUGGAAAUACAAUUCAGUCAUAAAGACUCCUCUAAAAACAUACCGCUUGAUCAUAUUAAAGAUAUGGAAGAAUUGAAAAAGAAAUUGAAAGAAGCGUUUGGUCAAGAAAGAGAUGAAGUCUGUAUACUAAAAGAUACCUUCAGGAAGGUUGAAAAACUGGACCAAAAUCUCGAUUGUGACACCAUAGACAAAGUAAUGCUUGCUUGGGUCCAAAGACACAGACUAUAUGUUACUUUUAACCCUUAACUAUAUUGUUAAUCCAGUUUUUAAUGUCCCCCUUUGAAAAGGGCGCACAUAUAUUGUUUUGCAAAAUGAUGUCUGUUUGACAACUGGCACACUAUUGAACCCAUACUUUCUUAGUUAUAUUGAUUUUAUCCAGUAAAAACACUAAUUGAUUUUGAGGUCAUGGGUCAAAGGUCCAUGUCAUAUUGACAUUGUAUCCUACCAAUAAUUUGACAACACAUAAGCCCUUGGCCCUAACACUACUUUGGUGUAUUAUUAUUUGCUAAUACAUGAUCCCUAUUUAUUAUGUGGUCGCAUAUUCAUAGGUCAAGGUCCAAUUGACCUUGUAUGUCCACAUUGUUUCCCGACCGAACAUGUGUAAAUAACGAUGGGUCCUUUUGCCUCAAAUUACAUAGGUGCAUUUGUCUUGGCCAGUAGAUGACCCCCUUCUUUUUUUUGGUGGAAGACCAAGUUCAGAUUGGUCUUGACUUUAAUCUUGCAUGCGAAAACGUUUUCCGACAUGAACUCUUUAUUUAUAUUUUUGCAUUUUAUACUGUCAAUAUAUCCACUGUUGGUUUCGUUUAAGCCAAUCAUUCUUAAAUUGCUCUUAUUUGCUUCGUGUUCAAGAUAAUAAUUUCAGUACCAAUUUCUCGAAACUCUUACAUUUUCAGAUCAAUUUUAUCACUAAAUAUUCAACCUCUAAAUAUGGUCUCUCUAAAAAAAAUGACCUGAACUUUUUAAUUUCAAAUUCAAUCAACAUCAGAAACUCGACCAUGGUUUGUUUCUAUGUUGCCAGAAUCAGUUAACGUUAAUUGACCAAGAAUGCGACAAAAUUUACUGACCUAAGCAGAAUUUUUUCAUGAAUAAGGUUUAAAAUUUUCGGUGAGCCGAUAAAUAUUUGAUUUUCGAGCAAUAAACAAUUUUAUACCUGUUUGUAUAACUAUAAAAUAUUGAUAGGAUCAAGGUUACGCACACUAGACUUGUAAGAAUAACUAUUAAGGUUGCAAACAUUCUGUAGUGUAUAUCAUAACUUGUGUAAGUAGUGUAUGGCUUAUAUACUCUCCUUUCCCAAUACUUGCUUGCGACCAUGUUGUUAUUAUAAUCAAAUACGCUCUCUGCAUGUAAUUUAAUCAACACCUAUACUUUUUCCUGAAUACAGCCGACCAAGUAUAAGAAUAACGAAUUACGUUGUUUGUCCCCAUUUGCUCCCGUAUGUUUUAUAGUGCAUUAUCACAACUGUUAUGUAAAAAUAUUUAAUACAUACAAUGUAAACAGUCAAACCGGACGCACCAGAACGUAUAAAAGUGCAGGUUACAUGUGCAAAUUGAUAAAAUGUAGCGCAAUAUUAGCAAAGUUUUCUAAUAGAAUUCCAUUAAGUUCACUAAUGCAAUAGAACACAAAAUAACCAUUUGGUAAUCCAAAAUGGUCUGUUUACACCCAUAAAAAAUAUUUCUUCCGGCUCGAAUGAAAAUGACAAACGUUUCAAUUGUACUAAGAGCACUUCAAAACAAUCCAGAGCCACCAAUACGAUGAAUAUUUCGGACCAUAAUUCAACUUUUAGAAUCAGUGACCACUCUGGAUAAAUGAAACAAGAAAAACAUAAUGUGAAAAUUGCUGUCUAUUAAUAAGAUAAUGAAAGAGGAAAUAAUUUCAUACCGCCUUUGAAAGCACUAGCUUAAAUAAUUAUCAGCCAGUAUUGGAGUCAAGGAUUCGAAAGAAUGGAAAAUCACUAAGAUAAAGAAUUGGCAAUUUGGCAAGGUGAGGUCCCUGAAGAACAAUAAAAACUAACAUGAUUAGAAGGAGCCGGUUCAAGCAGUCGUUUUGUUUGCUGUGGUUGUAUAUUUGUAUGUAGCACGAACAUGUAUAUUUUACAUAUUAUAUCUAUAGUUUUAUGAGACUAUUACCUGUUUGAAGGUUAAAGUGAAAAUAAAUAAAGAGUAAAUAUUAAAUUAUAACAAAGGAUUGCUAGCCAUGUGGAUUCAAAAUUUACACCCAUAUCUGUGUUUGAAGCUUUCAACUUACUGAAACACUUUCUGAUGCGUUCUUGUAACCAACCACGACGGUAUGACCAUUUAUCUUUGUAUGUAAGCAUCGUGCCAUAAGAUUUAUUAAAGGAAAGUGUACACAUAUACAAGUUUGUAUCAUAUGAUAUAUUUGUUUACAUGCCUCAAAGAUGUAUUAGUCAUUUGUAUGAAUUUGUAUGAUUAUUGUCAUUGAUUAACCACGUGUUAAUGUUACUGUCAUAUCUAUGUAAACAUUUAUGAGUAUAUGUUAAAGAAUUAUUUGUAUAAUCUGCGCAAAGGAGUGCCUUUGAGUUUGUAAAUUUUAAAAGUCAGAAAUCAGCUCACAAUAUUUUUGAGCAUUUUUUUCUAAAUUGCAUUUCAAUAUUUGUUAUUUUUCUCAAUUAUUCCAAUUAUGACUGUAUGCACAAUAACGUUUUUGAUUGUAUCGUACCCAACUAUUUGCUCAUAUUUUACCCAAAUUUGAUUGUUGUAUUUCAUGAAUUUUGUAAUUUAAGAAUAUAUACAGAAGAUGGUUUGUUAUGACAAAAAAAUCGUAGUUAUGGAUAUUAUUCGUACCCAGAUAAAUGCAAUAUGUUUUAAGUGUUUAGUAACGAACGUUCUGAGUUCAAAAGACUAAUAUUUUGAGUUAAAAGGUAAAAUAUUUAGUGACAAACAUUUUGAAUUAAAAGGAGUUUUCUUACCUUUUUAGGCACUUCCCUCCAUGACCUUUGUCGUCAAAAAUCAAAUAUGUAAUUUCAGCCAUUUAUUUAACAACACAUAUCGAGCUAAACAAUAUACAAUAGAAAUGACAGUGCCCUAAUACUUUAAACAAUUGCUAAGUUAUAGAACAUUUAUGUAAGAAUUAUUUUCUUGUUUGCAUUGAUAGACUGAUGUUUUCUUUAAAUUGAUUUAAUUUAUACUAUUGAUUCAUGAAGGUACAUGUAUAUGCCUUAAACAUGAAACAUGAAUUGAUUAUGAAUGAAACAAACAAAACCAACAGAUGAAAGUUAUAAACAUUACACUCUGGACUACAUUAACAUUUUCUUGGUGAAGGUAUUGAAAUAUCUAAUUUGAUUUUACGUUCAAAGUAUGUAUUUAUGACCCUUGGCAUGUACAUGUAGUUAUUGAAUUGUCCGUCUGUCCGUACCAUGUUAACAUAGACCGGUUAAUUGGAUGUAUCCUAAGAUCUAUCUAUACCAUGGCUCUUACUUAUCAAUACAUAGAACAUGAUCUUAGUAAAUUACAUAACUAAUGCCACCAUUUCUUCCAAGAAAUUACCAGUUUUAGCACUUUGAAUAUGGAUAUGGUUACCUUAACCGGCAAGUUGUAUAAAUUAUAUCAUAAAUUUGUACUAAUGGCUUUAUUAUGGCUUCAUAAUGUAACACAAGAUUAUCAAGUCCACAUAUAUAUAGCUCUAUUUAAAUGGAGAAAACGCUCUGGCGUCAUUUGUAUCAGCUAUUAACUAUAACGAAAGUUAUCUAGUAACUUGUAUGGUCUUUUUCUUUGAAUUGGAUUAGGGGUAAGUGGGUCAGAUUUUAUACAUUACAGUUGCUAAUACUGCCUGUAUUCAUUGAUGAUAUUUUUCAUUUUUGGAAGGAAUAUACCUUUGAUUGUCCUAUGUGUGGAAUCUGGGCGGGGUGGGGGGACAUUUUAUGUUGCGAAACACAUGCCUGUUAGAUACGAAGGAAUCACAAGGUCAAGGUCUGACACCUGUGCUAAUAGCUUUUUUGUGCUUUUACCAAUGUUUCAUAUUUUAAGAAAAUCAAACAGUACCUUAGGUGGUGCUUUAAAUUUGGGGUCACUGAAUUGAAGGUCAAAGUCUUGCAUUUAUAUACCUGCUAGAUUCUUAUUGGUAAGUUGACUAUUUUUCAACUUCUCCAUAUAGCAAUGACCUGCCAAUUUAUAUUUUUUACAAUAACAAAUGGUCCAGACUCUGUCAAGUUAUAUAACUGUGUUUACAAUUUUUGGGCAUUUUGUCUAUAACUGAGUGAAUGCCAUUGCUAAACCUUUUUGAAAAUUUGUUGACAAGAAUCUGGGCGGGGGGGGGGACAUUUUAUGUUGUGAAACACAUGCUUGUUAGAUACGAAAUGCAUUAAUGUCGUUUUUAUAAUGAGUAUGAGAUUGCAGUGCCUUUAGACUGUAUAAUAUGAUUGCAUUUUAUAUUACAUAAUUAUAUCUAGACUUAAAGUUUGCUGUAUAUGUUCAGUCGGUUUCUCUGGUUGUAUUAAUACUUUGUUUUGUAUAACCAGAUUUCUAAUUUUGUAUAAUAAAAUAUUUUCAUUAUA
Molecule: messenger RNA, 6245 nt
Organism: Ruditapes philippinarum (Manila clam)
Lineage: Eukaryota; Metazoa; Mollusca; Bivalvia; Venerida; Veneridae
Exons: 3
Coding region: 866-1981 (371 amino acids)
Source: RefSeq, a predicted model, not a curated record